This is a messenger RNA of Harmonia axyridis, 1853 nucleotides long. Its product is annotated as juvenile hormone esterase-like. The transcript has 11 exons. The coding region runs from base 97 to 1788 and encodes 563 amino acids. Lineage: Eukaryota; Metazoa; Arthropoda; Insecta; Coleoptera; Coccinellidae. The record is from RefSeq and is a predicted model, not a curated record.
UCAGCAUUGAGUACAAUCUCUCGAUAUUAUCUACCAUUAAAAAAAAAACAAUUUCUAUUGAUUUUAGUGUAGUCAAAUAGUUAAUGUUAGUAAACCAUGGGAAAAAACAUGCUUAGGACGAUUUUGUUUAUGCUGUUAGUUAUUAAAUCUCUUGUUGCUGGAGAUGAUCUCAUAGUGAAAAUUUCAAAUGGAAAAGUCAAAGGGGAGCUUAUGACGACACCAAACAACAAGACUUUUUAUGCCUUCAGGGGGAUUCCUUAUGCUAAACCACCAUUAGGUGAACUUAGAUUUCAGCCACCUCAAAAACCAGACAACUGGGAAGGCGUAUUGGACAGUGAUGCCAAAGACAGGAUGUGUAUACAACUAACCUCCAAUUUGCAACCGAACGAAAGCGAGGAUUGCCUAUAUAUCCACGUAUACACACCUCAGAUACCAAAAGAAGGACGUAAUGUUUCACUACCAGUUAUGUACGUCAUUCAUGGUGGCGGUUUUGAAACUGGUUCUCCAUCAGAAAUUGGUCCUCAAUAUUUGAUGGAUUAUGAUAUGGUCAUUGUUUAUGUUGGAUACAGAUUAUGCUUUUUAGGCUUCCUGUCCACUGAAGAUCUAAACUGUCCUGGUAACAAUGGCCUAAAAGAUCAACAGUUGGGUCUCAAGUGGGUCCAAAGGAAUAUCCAAAGUUUCGGUGGAGAUCCUAAAAGAGUCACCAUUUACGGAGAAAGUGCUGGGGCUGCAAGUGUUUCCUUCCACUUGUUGGCACCAAAUUCCAAAAAUCUCUUCAUUGGAGCUAUACAAGAUAGCGGAUCUUCUCUGGCAAAUUGGGCCAUCCAAACGAAACCGACAAAAAUUGCUUAUGACUUCGCUAAUCGUAUAAAUUCAACAAUCAAUGAAAAUAAUACUUCAACUUUGGAACUGUUGAAAUUCUUCAGAACCUUAGAUGUUCAACAGAUUAAGAAGACGUCUGUGGAACUGUUCAAAGAGGGUUUUAUUGAAAGCUACAACAAAUUAAUUUUGGGAUUUGGGUUUUCUGGUGCUGUAGAACCUGAACAUGACAACGCUUUCUUGGCCAAAUCUCCUUACCAGAGCUUUCUCUCCGGCGAUUUCUAUAAGGUUCCUACAUUGAUUGGUGUUAAUUCGGAAGAGAGCUUGUUUCUAGCUGUUGAUCCAAAUUUAGAGAAAAGGAUGAUGUACUUCGACAAUAAUACGGAAUGGUACCUUUCGCGUAAUAUAGAUGUUGGCAACUUGACGACCAGAAAACUGGUAGGGAAGAAGAUAAGGGAUAUAUAUGAUCCCUCUGCUCCUUUACACCAAAAUGAAGCGCUUUCUAUCAAGUAUUUUAGUGAUACAUCCUUCAUCAGACCCACUCUUAAACAAGCCCAACUGCAAUCUUACCACACAGAUGUUUACUUCUAUGAAUUGGCGUAUUAUGGAGAUAUAGCGAUAGCUCCGAUUCCUGAUGUACCAGGAGCUGGAAAAGUCUCACAUGCUCAAGACUUGAUGUAUCUUUUCGCCAGGUUUGGCGUUACUAAUGUCACUUCAGAAGGGGAUAAAACCACCAUGAAGCGAAUGCUAACGAUGUGGACAAAUUUCGUGAAAUACCAGAACCCAACUCCUAAGCCACUUCAGUUAUUGCAAAACACAACUUGGUCUAAGAUAGAAUCAUUGGGUAUGAUGCCUUAUUUAUUGAUUAACGAUACAUUGAAGGUGGAACACAACUACAAAAAGAAGAUGAUGGACGAAUACCAACAGAUAUUUGACUACUACGCUCAACCACCUUUAACAACUUAUUGAAUCAUUUCAAAUAUUAAUGAUGAACAAAAUAGAAAAUAAGAAGAAAUAAAUUUCUCUGCUAAUAA